Molecule: messenger RNA, 531 nt
Organism: Nicotiana attenuata
Lineage: Eukaryota; Viridiplantae; Streptophyta; Magnoliopsida; Solanales; Solanaceae
Exons: 2
Coding region: 1-531 (176 amino acids)
Biological process (GO): chromatin remodeling
Cellular component (GO): nucleus
Molecular function (GO): catalytic activity
Source: RefSeq, a predicted model, not a curated record
AUGGCAAAGAUUCUCCAGAAUAGGAGGGUCAAUAUAGCGUGUGUGCAGGAGACUAGGUGGGUAGGAUCGAAGGAUGUAGACGGGUAUAAAUUGUGGCUCUCCGGAGUCGUGAAGGGCAAGAACGGAGUGGGCAUUUUGGCAGAUAGAGAGCUUAGAGAGUCGGUGGUAGAGGUCAGAUGGGUGAAUGACAUAUUGAUGGCGAUUAAGGUAGUAGUUGGAGGGAGCACUCUGAAUGUCAUUAGCGCUUACGCGCCGCAAAAAGGCUUGGACGAGGAGGGUAUUCCGCCUACGGAGAAGCUAUUCAUAGGAGGGGAUUUCAAUGGUCAUAUUGGGUCGUCUGCUGGUGGCUAUGGUGAGGUGCACGGUGGCUUCGGCUUUGGUGAUAGGAACGGGGGUGGUACCUCACUGUUGGAUUUCGCUACAGCUUUUGAGUUGGUGAUCGGGAUUUCUAUGUUUCCGAAGAGGGAGGAACAUUUGGUUACUUUCCCGAGUAUGGUGGCUAAGACCCAGAUUGACAUGUCCUCCUCAUGA